This is a messenger RNA of Nicotiana attenuata, 5161 nucleotides long. Its product is annotated as putative late blight resistance protein homolog R1B-23. The transcript is spliced from 8 exons. Gene Ontology annotation, molecular function: carbohydrate binding; ADP binding. Gene Ontology annotation, biological process: defense response to other organism. The record is from RefSeq and is a predicted model, not a curated record. Bases 148 to 4194 code for a protein of 1348 amino acids. NCBI's taxonomy places the organism in Eukaryota, Viridiplantae, Streptophyta, Magnoliopsida, Solanales, Solanaceae.
GGGAGAAUUCAUACACAAAAACAGAGAGCAGCAACGUAACCAUUCCAUAUCUCAUAUUUUUCAUCUUCAACAUCAAUUAAAAAGGUUUUAUGUAUAUUUUAUACAUCAGAUCUUGAGAAGUUGAAAGGAAAGGAAGGAAUUACAAUCAUGGAAAGAGGGAAAGGAGAAAGCGAGAAAGGGAAAGCAAUCAAAUUAUCGGGGAAUCAAGUGAGUUAUGAUCAAGCGGACUCAAUAUUGGUGGAGCCAUGGGGAGGCACUGGUGGAUCAAAAUGGGAUUACAAGUUGAAAAGUCCCAUUAAAGAAAUAUUGGUUGCUCAUGGAGAUAUUAUAGACUCCAUCAUAUUCAUAACUGUUACUGAACAAGGUACUACCAUCGACUCACCAAAGUUUGGUGGGGGUGGAGGUCGAAAAGACAAGGUAGUUAUUGAGGCAACUCCAUUGGAAUAUUUAACAGGUAUCAAGGGAACAUUUGGACAUUGUGGCAGCCAUUUGGUUAUAAAAUCUCUAUGUUUUAUAACUAAUGCAAAGAAUUAUGGACCAUUUGGGCCUGAGGCUGGUGGAACCCCAUUUUCACUUGUGAUGAAAGAAGGUGUAGCUAUUGUGGGAUUUCAUGGGCGUUAUGGAGCGUAUCUUGAUGCUAUUGGUGUUUAUUUGCAAAAACUUGCUCCUCCCAAUUCAGCAAAGGAACCUAUGGUUGAAGACAUUGAAAUUCGUGACGUCUCAUUUUCUACCCUUCGCAAGGACUCUCUCAAUGUUCUAGAUUUCAUAGAGAGCUUAAAGAAUGAAGAAAUUCAAGAAGCUGUUGACAUGGAUCUAACUAAUAAGCUGAUAUUGGAGCUAGACUUCCUUAUUCUAAAUCUCCAUCAUCUUUCCAAGUAUUGUGUUGAAGAACUUUCUCCAUUCAUGACCGAAUAUGAGAUUCUUCAUAAUGUAUGUGGCAACAUAAGAGAUUUCCACGAGUUGAUAGUGAAUGGUUGUGUUGGGCAUGAGAUUGUUGAAUAUGUCUUACCUCAGUUUCAACUAAUGGCUGAAAGAGUAGGACGCUUCCUAUGGCAUAAUCAAAUUUGUGGACACUCUCGACUCUUCAAGCUAGCACAUCUAUUCGUGGAGGUUAUUCCAACUCAGUUGGAGGUUAUGCACAUAUGUCUUACAAAUUUGAAAGAUUCAACAUCAGCAGAAGUUGGACGCUUUAUUAAGCAGCUCCUAGAAACCUCUCCGGACAUUCUUAGAGAAUAUCUGAUUCAUCUACAAGAGCACAUGAUAAAUGUUAUUACCGCUAGCACUCAAGGGGCUCGAAACAUCCAUAUCAUGAUAGAGUUCCUAUUAAUCAUUCUCACUGAUGUGCCUAAGGACUUUAUUCAUAAUGACAAGUUGUUUGAAUUCCUAGCACGUGUUGGAGCACUUACUAGGGACGUAUCAGCUAUUGCUCGCGACUUAGAAGAGAAAUCAAAGAAUGCAGAGAGUACCAAUGAAACAAAUAGUGCAACUCUAGGCUUGCUCGAAAAUAUUGAACUCCUGAAGAGAGAACUCAAAGAUGUUUACCUGAAAGCCCCGGACUCAUCUCAACUAUGCUUUCCCAUGAGUGAUAGACCCCUAUUCAUGCAUCUUCUACUUAGACACUUAAAUGAUUUGCUCAAUUCCGAUGCUUAUUUAGUUGCUUUGAUAAAGGAAGAAAUCAGGCUGGUGAAAGAAGAUCUAGAAUUUAUUAGAUCUUUCUUCGGGAAUGUUGAGCAAGAAUUAUAUAAAGAUCUAUGGGCGCGUGUUUUAGAUGUGGCAUACGAGACAAAAGAUGUCAUUAAUUCAAUUAUUGUAAGAGAGAAUGGUCUCUUACAUCUUAUUUUCUCACUUCCCUUUGCUAUAGAAAAGAUCAAUCUUAUCAAAGAAGGGGUCUCAAAUAUAUUUGAGAAGAUUCCCAAGAACAUGGGCGUCAUUGUUGUAAACUCUCCCAACAAGCCAGUUGAGCGCAAGUCAUCAAUAGCUGGUAAAAUAAUCGUAGGUUUUAAAGAGGAGACACACUUGAUAAUUAGGAAGCUCACCAGUGGACCAAAAACGCUAGAUGUCAUUUCGAUCACUGGUAUGCCGGGUGCCGGUAAAACUACUUUGGCAUACGAAGUGUAUAAUAAUAAGUCAGUUUUUGGUCAUUUUGACAUCCGUGCUUGGUGUACAGUUGAUCAAAAGUAUGACGAGAUGGAGUUGCUGAAAAAACUUUUUAAUCAAGUUGUUGGCUCAUCUUCGAAAUUCGGUAAGAAUGUUGAUGUUUUUAAUCAGCUACGGAAAAAUCUGUUUGGAAAGAGGUACCUUAUAGUCUUAGAUGAUUUGUGGGACACUGCAGCAUGGGAAGAGUUGACAAGACCUUUUCCUGAAGUUGAGAAUGGAAGUCGAAUUAUUUUGACGACUCGAGAAAAGAAAGUGGCUAUGCAUGCACAACGCCACAGUGAUCCUCUUGACCUUCGAUGGCUAAGACCGGAAGAAAGUUGGGAGUUAUUAGAGAAAAAGGUCUUUGGAAAAGAAAGUUGCCCUAGUGAACUACUGGAUGUUGGAAAAGAAAUAGUCCGAAAUUGUAAACGGCUUCCUUUGGUGGUUGAUUUGAUUGCUGGAGUCAUUGUAGGGAAGGAAAAGAAAAGGAGUGUGUGGCUUGAAGUUCGAAAUAAUUUGAAUUCCUUCAUUUUCCAGAAAGAAGAGAACGUGAUGAAUGUUAUAGCAUUAAGUUAUGACCAUUUACCUGAUCCCUUAAAGUUGUGCUUACUUUACUUUGCAAGUUUUGAGAAGGACAGAGCAAUUCCAGUAGAAGUUUUGAAAAGAUUGUGGCGUGCCGAAGGAUUUGCGGAACACACAGAGAUGAACAGUGUGGAAGAAGUGAUGGAUGUUUAUUUGGAUAAUUUAAUUUCCAGUAGCUUGGUUAUUUCUUUCAAGGAGAUAGGUAAAGACCGGACUUGCCAAAUUCAUGAUCUUGUGCAUGACUUUUGUUUGAUAAAAGCAAGAGAGGAAAAGUUGUUUGAUAGUACAAGUUCAAGUGCUCCAUCAUCAUCUUCUUCAGAUCCAAUGCCACGUCAAAUGGCCAUUAGAUGUAGCAAGGGGCAUAAAAAUUUUAUCCUGUUCGAUUCAAAAAAUAAAAGGCAUUUUGGUUAUAAACACCUCUAUUCUUUGAGGAUAACUGACUACAUAUAUCAUGACAAAAGUCUUCAUGAUAUAUGUCACCUAAGACACUUGAGGCUUCUUAGAGUGUUGCAACUGGAUGACUCUUUUAUUCUGGUGAAUGAUUCUUUGUUGAAUGAAAUAUGCACACUGGUUCAUUUGAGGUACUUAGAGAUUCGUACAGAAGUUAAAUCUCUGCCUUCGUCGUUUUCAAAUCUCUUAAAUCUGGAAACUCUGUGGGUGAAUAAAUAUGGACCACCCAUGGUAAUAUUACCAACAAUUUGGAAUCUUGUAAAGCUGCGAGUGCUAGGCAUAGAUGAUUGUUCUUUCUUUGAUUUGGUCCAUUUGGAUAAGAAUGAGCCAAUACUGAUAGCAGAGGACUCAAAGUCAGAGAACUUGAGAUUAAUACAGGGACUCAAACUUUCCUAUUCAAAAGACACAGAGGAUAUUUUCAAAAGGUUUCCCAAUCUUCAAGAGCUUAGAUUUAAUCUCAAGGAAUCAUGGGAUUGUUCAACAGGGCGAUAUUGGUUGCCGAAAUUGGACUUCGUAAAUGAACUACAAUCUCUCAAAGUAACUUUUGAAAGAGGCCGAUUUGCCCCCUCUGUAGCGGCAAAUCGGCCAUUGUGGGAUUUUAAUUUCCCUUCGAGUUUGAAAGAUCUGUGGUUGCGCCAGUUUCCUUUGACAUCCGGUUUACUAUCAACAAUAGCGAAACUGCCCAAGCUUGAAGAUCUGUACCUUGAAGACGCAAUCAUCGAGGGGGAAGGAUGGAACAUGGGGGAGGAAGACACCUUCCAGAAUCUCAAAUGUCUGACGUUGCAGCGAGUGACUCUUGCUACGUGGGAGGUUAGAGAGGAAUCUUUUCCUGCGCUUGAGAAAUUACGACUGCGGCACUGUCGUAAGCUUGAGGAGAUUCCGCCUAUUUUCGGGGAUAUUUGUUCAUUAAAAAGUAUCGAACUGAGGUGGAGCCCUCAACUUGAAGAAUCUGCUCUGAAGAUUAAGCAAGAUGUUGAAGAUAUGAUGGGAGAAGACAGGAUUCAGGUCCUUAUUUAUAAGUAUUGAGCACUUUUACCCUGGGAAAAUAUAAUGCAUAUAAGGAAUACUUCUAAUGCAUUCUCCCAGCUAUUUCCGUUCUUCUUUUCUUCAUUUUGUGGGUAAAUAUACUCCAACAUUUGUUCUUUCAAAUUUUUGUUCUUGUAUACUCUCUUUUCUUCUUCGGCGUGGCUUGAAUUGUUUGCAUAUAAGAUGUUACUCCUCAAGUCCAGAAGAAUAUAUAUCUUUCAAAUUGGUAGGCAUUGGAGCAAUGAUGGAAUAAUGCUUUAGGAAGUGGAAUAUUUGGAGGAUAGCAAGAAGUGAGUGAAACAAAAGGCUGGUGAAAUUCACGCGCACCAAGAAUCAGCCCAUUGAUGCAUAUGAUGGGGGAAUAUUCAGGUCAAGAUGUUUCCAUAGGUGCUGCAAUGACUGAACAUGGCUAUCACUUCUGUUCCUCUGUCAUGAAUCUCCAAGGCCUCCAUUGUUGAUUUUGAUGGCGCAAGCUAUUGAAAAAAGUAUUACAAGGGCAUGGGAAUAAUGCUUUAGGAAGUGGCAUUACGAAUAUGCAAAGCAGUGUGGCAACUUCAAGUCCUUACACAAGUAUUGGAUCGAUGAGUUCAAUGACGAGAAGUUUGUUCAAAAAUACAUUUUGAUUGAAGGUGAAAAAAUACUCAUUGGUUAUCCAUUUUUUAAAUAGAUAAUAUGGUUCUUAUCCAUAUUUGACCAGUUUUUAAAAAGUUCAUUAUCCAACCCAUUUUUUAAUGGAUAAUAUGGGUGGUUAACUGUUUUCUUUUAACCGUUUUGCCACCCUACUCGGGACUUUGCUGUAGUGGCUAUUCUCUUGCUAUGUUAGCUGUGAAACAACAGACAAGAGGCUCUACUGAUGAAAUGGUGCUGUUUAGCUACUAAUUAUUAAUUUGUAGGACUUGUAUGGUUAAACAUUAGUUGUAACUCUUUUUGAAAACUAAUGUGUAUCAAGUCUUUACUUUUGAGAAAA